Cataglyphis hispanica is the source of this 4489-nucleotide messenger RNA. RefSeq lists its product as uncharacterized. Gene Ontology annotation, molecular function: histone binding. The coding region runs from base 295 to 4485 and encodes 1396 amino acids. Gene Ontology annotation, biological process: DNA damage checkpoint signaling; positive regulation of transcription by RNA polymerase II. The transcript is spliced from 6 exons. Gene Ontology annotation, cellular component: nucleus. Lineage: Eukaryota; Metazoa; Arthropoda; Insecta; Hymenoptera; Formicidae. The record is from RefSeq and is a predicted model, not a curated record.
CGAUAGAGGAAAGGGAAGCGGCAUCUCGGAGCGCGGUUACCUCACGAGCGACCGGCUUCCUCGAUGCGUUUUUGCGCGCGGAACUUUUAUUCCGUCUUAUCGGCGCGGCGCGGAAAGUGUGUGGAAAUUAAACUGAAACGUGUCACAGACUCCCUUGGCGGAUCGCGUUGAGACGUUGAUCGCUCGCGUAGAUAGGCGAUUGGCAAAUGCGUUUCUCGGAAUCGACGACGUAGGUACACCCGGUCGGAGGGGACACGACGCCAAAUAUCGAAUGCUAAUCACAAUAUAUUGGUAAUGUCGAAUUCAGAGGAAAUGGACAGCUGCGUGUCAGCCACACAAGAGACUUAUGAAAAUGCCAAGGAGGAGGAUGCCAAAAAGAAAAGUUUCAAUGAAAAUCAAAAUGUAAGCUGGGGCGAAAGUCAAGAUUUUUGUCUUGUUAUCGAAGGAGAUGAGAGCAUGACAGAGAGAGAAAAACUCUCCGUAGAAAAUGAAGACGCUAAUCGCAAAGAUUCUGCUGAACAGUCGAAUCUGCAGCAAAUUCCAGAUAUGUCAGAGACAGAUGAUAAAGUAGUGAUUACAAAUGAUGAAGUCAAAAAUAUUGGAGAUGAAAAGAUAAUGGAAAAAAACGAGAGUGUGGGGAAUGUAUUCAGCGAUGUAAACGAGAGGAAAAAUGAACUUUCUGACGAAGAUGAAAUCAUCCAAGCUACACCUCCACAGAAUUAUUCGCCAUCUAGGAAAGGAGCUGGCAAUAUCGACAUUACGAGUCUAAAACGUAAAGUUGAGUCUAUUGAUGAACCACCUGCUAAAGUUGCUAGAACGAUUUCUAUGGAAGAUAUAGCGGACUCUAAGAAACGACUGGAGAAUGAGGAAGAGGAGAGUUGUCAGUCUGGCGAAUCUGAUGACUCGUAUCAGGAUUUGUUUAAAAAUAUUGAUAAGCAUGUCGUAAUAGAGGAGACUCAGGACCCAACCAUCCAAGAGUUUACUCAAAACUCUUUGACGAGUCCCCUCAAAAGUACAACGAUCGAUGAUGAUAAAAUGCAAAAUCCUCGUCUCUCCGAACAAGUAAAUCAACAAGAGGAAGUCUUUUCUGAGAAAUGUUGCAGUAUGGAGAAGGAUGAAAAUCUGAAUGUUUCCGCAAAACUGACCGAUGUCAGCGCCAAUGACAGCACUACCGUCAACAUAAAUUCUAUAAACGAAAGUGAUUCGCAAGUAGAAGACAGCGAUUUGCCGAUCGAAGCGAACAGGAAUGUUGAUUCGACGGUCGCGGUCGAGAAAUCGGCGACUGAAACGUUAGAUGAGACGAAUAGAUCUGUAAAGGAUACCGAAACAAUUUUCGAUGAAAACAAUAAAGUUGAGCACACGAACUUCAUCGAGAAAACCGCCGAUGAUAAAAAAAUCUUGUCUUCUCAGAUCAAACUGCGAACCAGCGUGGAACUGAUAUACGAAAGCGCGAGUCAAAUUGCCGACAAAAAAAAGCCGGAAGUGGUGGAGAUCGACGAAGACGAAGGUGAUAAGAUUGUGGACUCGUCGGCUGAGGUAAUAUACGAUCCGGUAAAUACUAAACCGGAGCCAGAAGUUGUCGAAAUCGUCGACGAUUCACACGAGGAUGUUGAGAAAGCUCGUUCGGGGCUUGUUCCGGAUUCGGGAGAGAGUUCCGAGGUACAGACUGUAGAAAAGAGCAGCAUCGAUUGCAGCUACAAGUCCACAGAGAGUAUGAAAGAAUCAUCGUUGGAUUCUAGACCACCGACAACGGACAAUAGAAUGGUGAACGGUAGCCUUGAAUCCAAGAAGGUCGAUAACGACGUGACCCUGAGCAUAGAAUCAGACACAUUCUCCGGCUAUGAUGCGUCAAUCUUCACAAAAGCCGACAUUAAUGUAGAUAAUGCGAAGAAACUGGAUAGCGUCAAUUCCUUCGUGUUCAGAGACCCGGACCCGGAGAACAUUGAGCUAAUCAGUCUAAGCGAUACUGAUACGUCCAAUGUGGAAGAGAAGAGCAAGUCCGAUUUGAUCAACAACAGUGUGCCGACCAAGACAGUGCAGGUGGAGCGAGAAAUCAGUAUGUAUGUCAAACUCAAGUGCAUGCUUCACAUGGAUGAAAGCACAAAAGAGUACGUGAACAAGGAGCUGACGGCGGUCCAUUGUGAGCCCGUGGUAAUCGAGCCCACGAUAAGUAGACAAAAGAAUGAAGACAGUCAAUCCUCAUUAGCGGACAUCUCUGAUAAUAAGGAUUCACCACCCGGUUCUGUCAAUAGCAAUCCCCACUUGUAUCAACUAAAUCCUUCCCGAUUGUCCAUCAUGUCGUCCAUCAGCUCAUCGAGUUCGGCAUCUAGCGCCGCUGCUCUAGCCGCGAAACUCGCCCUGAGAGCACUGGGGCCGACGAGGUAUGCGAAGAAGCUGUCUUCCCAGGAAUCACUACUGACAGACAAACUGGUAUUGGACGAGAUCUAUAAUCGUGUGACACGCGAGUGGAAAAAUCACCAUUUGAUGACCGCGACGAUCUUGAAUUGCGCAAACACGGAGCUCAGUACCACGAAUGUCAGCAAUAUUGAGCUGACAGAUCAUCGUAAUUCUCAUCAUUUGAGAGAUAACUUUGUGCGUUCGUCGACUCCAUCGGAAGAUGCCGUGGGCGGUGCAAAAGUCGAAUUAACCGCCACGCCGAAGAGCACGAAGAAGGGAAAGGCUGUGAAGAGACCGAGGAGCAAAGUGACGAAAUCGAACGUUAUGCAGACAAAUGGCAACGAGAACAUGACGAAUAUAAAUACCGAGCCGGCUUUACACGCUUCCUCCGUCGCAGAGAUUGACACCCCGUCCGGCAGAAAAAAGAGUAGAUUAGAAAGUACAGAGAAUAAAUUAGGCGUGGACAUCUUGGCAAAUUCGUCGCUGCGAAACGAUCCGGCCGACGAACUGAUCGGUAAAAGCGUAUUCGCCAAAUGGUCGGACAACAAUUACUAUCCCGGUAUGGUAGACGAUCGACUAAAAACUAAAUAUAAGGUGAACUUUUACGAUGGCAAAAGCAAGACACUCAUACCGGAGUUCGUGAUACCGAUACCAAAGAUUCUGAGGGAGGGUCUGUCCGUGUAUGCGACUACGAAAACCAAUGAUUACGGCUCCUGCGGCAUCAUUGUCGAUUCCCAUGCAUCGUCGACGGUAAGCAAUAGCGAGGAUUGCAGCGACACGUACUACACGGUGGAGACCGACGAAGGUGAACGAUUGCGCGUACAAGUGCGGGACAUUUUCCUGUCGGCCGAUCAAGCACAGGUUCUCAAGGAGGAGGUAGACUCCGCUAGUAAGAGUUCUAUGCCGAGCACGCCAAAAAUGCUUGGUCAAGUGACGCUCGAUAACAUGGUGGAUGGUAAACGGCGCUCGAAACGGAUCGGCACGCCGGUCUUCUCAACCCCCAAGUCCAGGAGCAAUGGGACGAGUAGUUCCACUAGCAAGAUCAAAUCCUCGGAACCCUCUGUAUCUGGCGUGUCCGUCAAAUUAAAAGAAACGUUAUCGGAGAACGAAGGCCUGUCGAGCGACUCGAAUGUCGAAUCGACUCAGGUGCAGGAUGAGUACGUUUUGCGAGGUUUACAGAAGGAGAUUAUCGGUACGCCACACGAGCAGAAUGUGAAGGGUCCGCAGAACAGAAUCAAAGGCAAACCGCGCAACAAAAAGAAAACAGAAGAUCCACAGACUAUCGCCAUGCUUGGUCCGAUCCCACCGACGAACUCCAACAUUUUCAAGGGCAUGUCGUUCAUUCUCACUUGCGUGGACUUGAAAACGUUGGACAGGUAUAAAGAUAUAGCAUCCGCUGCAUCAAGUAUAGAAACAGAAGCUACUGACACAGAUGUCGAGACUGAAAACGAGGAGGAUUGGGUGGACCGGCCGUUUGUGCGUGAAAGGUUGCACUCGCAAAUCCUGGCGGGUGGCGGUAAGAUUUACGAGGAUUUCGAUCAGAUACCAAAGGACGAUUACAAAAAUACGAAACUCAUCACAAACGUGCCAAACACAACGGCAAAAAGCAUACUGUGUCUUUCAGUCGGCAUUACCGCGUGCAAUCACAAGUGGAUCAUUAGAUGCUGUUCAGAAGGAAAGAUUGUAAACGCGGCAGAAGACGCGCUUCCUACCGGUUGGAGUUUGCAGAAGAGAACCUAUGUAGAAACGUUCCAAGCGGAUAAAAGUAAGCCGUUGCUGGAAAACAUCGUGAUAAUUCCCAAUUUGGUAUCCGAUAGACAGUUUAUCACAUUCUGGCGGCAAGUUUGCGAGAAUGCGGGGGCGGUGGUCUUAAUCGCCGAUAACUUGGGAGCCAUGGAAGCCCUAGAUUUCGACAGUAAUGUAGUAGUUCUGUCUAAUUGGACAUGCCCAUCAUGGGCUGUGGAAAGAGCAAAUCAAUUGCGAAUUCCAAUACUGUCGACCACGUGGGUGAUUCAGUGCUUAAUCGAGGGUAAACUCUGUCCUCAUGAUCAGCACCCGCGUUAUAAAUACAAUUGCAUACCAAAUUAAUAGA